GUCGACUGUUAUUAAAUACAUAAUAUACAACCGGUUUAAGACUAGUGCACAAUUGCUUUAGAUUAAUGAUGCGUUGGUAUACAAAAUGGAGUGUAACAUGUUUAGUUCUGUUUAACCUUUUGCCUUUUUAAGAGUAGUAACUGUACUGUGGAGUUAAAUAAGCAAAGCAUUUCCGGUGUAAUGUUAGAAAGUGGUACAUCGUCACAAUGUGGUAUGUACCCGCACCAAAGCUGGGCCAGUAUUAGGAAGUGGUACUCUGUGAGAUUUUGGUACAGGUGCAGUCAAUUGCGACGUGAUGAUACUGUUUUCCUAUUGUCAAAUAGAGAUGCAGCUGAUCCAGCACUCUGAAGAGACACUGCGGGCUGCCCUGGUCUCCAAGAGACAGGACCUGGUGGAGAGCUACCAGAAAUACAGCCCCGGGGAGCGGCGACUGCUGGAGGAAGGGUUCCACCCUGACAGCGUGCUCUUCGGUCCCAUCACACUGCACUCGGAGUCGGACUGGAUUCACUCACACCCGGAGCCCAGGCAGGACUUUGCAGAUUUCUACAGAAACCCAUACCGGUGCACCCCCGUCAAAGGCAGGAACACUAUCUACAUACAGUCUAUUGGCUCGUUCGGGGAUUCGGAGGAGAGCACGCAGCUAUACGUGGCGUGGCUGCAGGAAUACUGCAAGGCGUUUUACUAUGGCCUGGCGGUGAGGCUGCUAGAGCCAGUCCCAGUGUCCGACACAUCCUGUGCCUUCCGGGUCAACACCAACUCCCACAACCUGCAGAUACACGCAGGCGAUCUCCUUCGUUACCUGAAGAAGAGAAAGCCCAGAGAUGCCUUCUGCAUUGUUGGGAUCACCAUGACUGACCUGUACCCCAAAGACUCCUGGAACUUUAUCUUUGGACAAGCCUCUCUAACUGAAGGGAUGGGAAUAUUCAGUUUUGCCAGAUAUGACGACAAUUUUUACAGCAGUAACUACAAAGGCAGGCUGCAAAAGACCAAGAAGCUGACUCCUGGGGACUACUCUGUGUUCAGUGACUGCUACACCCCGCCCAUAACCAGCAUACUGCUGUAUCGCUCCUGCAGGACGUUGACUCAUGAGAUUGGUCACAUUUUCGGGCUCAAGCACUGUCAGUGGCUGCGGUGCGUGAUGCAGGGGUCCAACCACCUCGAGGAAUCGGACCGCAGGCCCCUCGACCUCUGCCCUAUUUGUGUGCGCAAGCUGCAGUCUGCCAUCGGCUUCAGAAUUGAAGAGAGAUACCAGGCCAUACUUCAGUGGAUAGAAAGUGGUUUGUCUUCUGUCACCAGCAAAGACACGGGAGAAACUGAGACAAAACCCCACAAGCCCACCAAAGCAUUUGAAGAAUCCAGGGAGUGGCUUCUGAAAUGCUUAAGUGUGCUUGAAGAUGAUCUGAUUUAGACAUGUGUUGGUUGUUGUAAUGUGUGCAAUUUUUUUGUGUUGCACAAUGUAGUAUGAGCUAAAUACAUUUUUUGUCUAAUACAUGGCUUUUCAAUUCUCCAGAGAAAACAAUUCUCCUGACUGUAGCACAACCUAUUUUCUUUCUCCUGAGUUAUGCAGUAAUAGCCACACAGGUUUAAUUGAAUGAACUGACUUUAAUUGUGCACAGUAUAUACAUGUUUAUACUGCAAGAAAUGUAAAUACUUUACUCUGCCUUUGUGGAAAGGGCUGUGAUAUCACAUUUGGAUGUUAACCAACAUUUAUGGAAAUGGUCAGAAAUAUGUAGAAAUUACCACAUUUGAAGAAGAUACAUAUACAGUAUUUUCAUACAUGCAAGUGUUUUUUUUUUUGUUUU
Molecule: messenger RNA, 1802 nt
Organism: Polyodon spathula (Mississippi paddlefish)
Lineage: Eukaryota; Metazoa; Chordata; Actinopteri; Acipenseriformes; Polyodontidae
Gene: amz2
Product: archaemetzincin-2
Exons: 7
Coding region: 296-1408 (370 amino acids)
Biological process (GO): proteolysis
Molecular function (GO): metallopeptidase activity
Source: RefSeq, a predicted model, not a curated record